CGCGAUAACUUGAAAGCAGACCGAACAAUGAGUCACGGCCACAGCGUCUGCUAGCUUUAAUUGACAGUUGUCGGACACAUGAGGUUCUUAUGCGUAGCCGGUACUUCCUUGAAAUCUCCUAGUUGCCGUCAUGUCGGACAGGAUGGCAGCGAUACUUGAUCGGUCUCAGCCAAGAAGCCAUGGUGCAAGACCAGAAGAUGGAGUUCCGAAUAUGACAGUCAUCAGUGAUAUUGAUGAAAAUGGUAUCAAUAUCAAUUUGAAAACAAGAUAUCAGAAAGACAAGAUUUAUACAUUUACUGGAUCCAUCCUGGUGUCAGUCAACCCUUACAAAGACAUCAAGAUAUAUGAACAGGAAAAUGUCACUGAAUACAGCAAAAAGAAGAUAAGCCAGGUUGAGCCUCACAUUUUCGCAAUAGCAGAGGCAGCCAUCCAAAACCUUCAAGAAACGGACAUCAACCAGUCUUGUAUCAUCAGUGGGGAAAGUGGAGCUGGCAAGACUGAGAGUACCAAGUUCAUCCUGCAAUAUCUGUGUUCUGUGACUAACCACACAUCGUUCUGGACUGAGCAGCAAAUUCUGGAAGCAAACACAGUUCUAGAGUCUUUUGGGAAUGCAAAGACUGUAAGGAAUGACAACUCUAGUCGAUUUGGAAAAUUCAUGCAGGUGUGCUUUGAUCAGCAUUGUCAAAUAAAAGGGUGCAUAGUACAAGACUAUCUCUUGGAACAGUCAAGAAUCACGUUCCAGUCUCCGAAUGAGCGCAACUACCAUGUCUUCUACCAGUUAGUUGCAGGAGCACAGGCUUGUCCUGAAGUAGCAGAGCAGUUCCAGCUUGGCCAACCACAGUCGUAUGCAUAUCUGAACCAGAGUGGAUGCUUCACCCUGCCUGGAGUAGAUGAUUCCACCAUGUUUGAUAACUUGCGCCUUGCCAUGAAUGUUCUGAACAUUUCAACAGAUAUGGUGAAUGGAAUGUUUUCAGUACUGUCAGCCAUUUUACUGCUUGGAAAUUUGUCAUUUGAGGAUGAUGAAGGGGAGAAAAGUGUUUUGACUGAAGAAGAUGACAGGAUCUUGAGCAUUGUUUGUAAUCUGUUAGGAUUUGAAAUGGAUGGUUUGCGAGAUGCAGCAUUAUAUCGGCAAAUCCAGGUCCGGGGCACAGUCACAAGCAUACCCUUCAAGUUUCAAGAGGCUAGUGAGAACAGACAUGCAAUGGCAAAAGCUUUGUAUUCACGCACAUUUGCUUGGCUGGUUGAUGCAAUCAACAAGUGUACAAAUCCGGGAUCAAAUCAGACACAAUUCAUUGGGAUAUUGGACAUCUUUGGUUUUGAAAACUUCCAGACAAAUAGUUUUGAACAACUAUGCAUAAACUACACCAACGAGAAGCUCCACAGGUUCUUCAACCACUAUGUUUUUGCACUGGAACAGGAGAAGUAUAAAGAAGAAGAAAUAGAGUUUUCUCACAUCACAUUCACAGACAACAGCAAAUGUGUUGAAUUGAUUGAAAAGGCUCCAAGAUGUGUAAUGAAGAUUUUGGAUGAGGAAUGCAGGUUUCCUAAGGGCACUGACAAGACCUAUCUCAACAAGCAGCAUCAGGAGUUUGGUGACCAUGACAACUACCUGAAGGGUCAAGACAGGCGGGUUUGGGAACAGGAAUUUGGGAUCAGGCAUUAUGCGGGUGUUGUUAUUUAUAAUGCCACAGGCUUUCUGGACAAGAACAAGGAUACACAGCAGGACCAGCUGUUUGAACUUAUGCAUAACUCAAGCAGCGAAUUUGUGAAGGACCUCACCCGAUUUCAGGAUCUUCUUGGAGUGAGGUUAGAAAUACUUGAUGGAAGACAAACAAUAUCCCGCACUGCUCGUAAUAAACCAACUGUUGGGGAUACCUUCAAGCAUCAGUUAUCUGCCCUUGUUGAUGUUUUAGCUCUCACUAAUCCUUGGUAUGUGCGCUGCUUGAAACCCAAUGCUAUGAAAAAGGCUAGUGAGUUUGUUGAUGAUGAAGUACUUACCCAGCUCCGUUAUUCCGGGAUGCUUGACAUCAUCAGAAUAAAGAGGGAGGGGUACCCGGUUCAUAUGAAUAUCACAACAUUCCUGCAGAAGUAUGGGCUGCUGAUUGGCACAAGUUCCUCGCAUCUGGAAGAAGGGGAACCAAGAAGCCAUGUGAAGACUAUUUUGGAAGAAUUGAAUUUGCCAAAAACCGAAUGUCAAAUUGGCAUCACAAAGGUUUUCAUGCGAAACAGUGUUUUGGAACCAUUGGAGGAUCUUCGUUUCCAGUUCUUAACAAUCAAAGUGAUAUGCAUCCAGAAGCACUGGCGUGGAUUCUGGCUCAGGAAAGCGUUUUUGGAGAAAAAACAUGCUGUGUUGAUUCUGCAAUUCAACUUUCGAUGCUUUCGAAGCCGACUGGCGUUUUUGAGGAAAAGGAAAGCUGCUGUCACCAUUCAGAGCUAUAUGCGUGGUGUUCUGGCAAGGCGUACAGCACACAUGUUACGAGAAGAGAAAAGACUUGAGGAAAAGAAAAGACUUGAGGAAAAGAGAAGGCGUGAAGAAGAACAACAACUGCGAAUGCAAGCAGAAGAGCACUCCAUUCAGAAAACAAUCAGGGAAUCACAGGUGGAAUUAGAGUCCUUGACAACAUUGAUUGAGUCAAUGUGGACCCACCAUCAGCCUGCAGUAACACCUCACAGUCUUGACCUUGACAGCAUGUUUGAAUUCCUGCAGGAGGAAAAGGCAGAGCGAAAAGCUGCUGUUGUUGUGGACAAGACGGAGGCGCUACAUGAGAUUAACGAGGAAUUUGAUGUCCUUGGUUCUCUCCUCAUUGAUGCUCAAGAAUCGGCAGAGAAGUUAUUGCAUGACCAUGAAAUCCAACAAGCACUGGCUGAGGUGGAUAAAUCUAUUGCUGAAUUUGAUGACAGCAGAUCACCGCGUGAGAAAAAGGAACAUGUGUUCGCAGAUGACAGAAAUGAACUAUCAUCUUUGCCACCUCCACCACCUGCUCUACCAUCCACAAAUGAUGAAAUGGUGUCUUCAAUAUGUAUGCCUCCACCACCAACUAUACCACCGCCCCCACCUCCACCUUUAGAUCAAAUUUCUGAAGAUGUCAGACUACCAGAUCCACCAUCUUCUCCUGGAACAGAUGAGCUGCUUCCCCCCAAAACAGAAGGAAAUGAAAGUGUUUGGAAGACAGACAUUGAUGGGUCGAGUGUUUAUCAAGAAAUUGGUCAUAGUGGUCAAAUCUUUUCGUCAAAUCCACCUCCUCCUCCACCACCACCACCACCUCGUAGGGGAUCAACUUUGACGUCUCGGUCAGUUUCACCACCGCGUGACAAGGAAGAAAUGACGUUGCCGUUUCAGAUUGGUUUUAGUGAGUAUGAACCUCAUGGUAACGAAGUAACUGAACUUUCCCCUGAAACAGAGGAAAAACUUUCUAGACUUAUGCAACAACAUUCUGUAGACACGAUUCGCUCACAGACCCCUGAUGCUUUCGACAAACACAGCUCCAGUGGAGAGGGUGACAUCAUUCAUGAUAUUUUGGAGUACGCUGGAAGGUACUUCAAUUCACACAUCAAAGAUAGCGGGGGAACACUUAUAAAAAGUUUGAAGAAACGAAGACAGUCUGAUGCAGAUCGUCUGACAAAAGGGGAAAUGCUUACAUUCUGCAAGUCAGGUCUCAUUCCAACUUCACUUGUUCAUUUACACGACUGUGAAAACAUCACUAUGGCUUGCAAUGUGUUCAAGGAAUUGACGAAGGUUAUGCGAGAUGAAAUGACGGAUGACGCUUCAAUGCAAAUUAUGCAGACGAUAGUGAAAAUGGGAAUAGAACGCAUUGCACUACGUGAUGAAAUAUUCUGCCAGUUGAUAAAACAAACCAAUGGCAACCCUGAGGCUGACAGCUUGGUUAUUGCAUGGAUCAUCUUUUGCCUGUGUACAGCUGCAUUUUCACCAAGUAAAAACUUGCACAAGUACCUGCUCUCCUACGUGAAGAUGAAUUGCUCAGAUGCUCUUGUUGGCAAGUAUGCCCUGAUGUGUCACAAACAUUUGACAGUCCCCCGUGUGUCCUCACGAAAAUUGCCGCCAUCAGCAAUUGAAAUUAUGAGUGUAAGAGCAUUGAGCCCAAUUAUUUGUAAGGUGUAUUUCAUGGAUGGGAAGACAAAAGCUGUAACAGUUCUACCUUGUGACACAAGUACGGAGUUGUUGGAAAGGCUAGCAGAAAAGAUCGGACUUGGAAGUGUGGAAGGAUGGUCAAUUUAUGAGGUUACUGGAGAUAUUGAAAGAUUUGUAAGGAGAUAUGAAUAUGUGAGUGACAUUCUGGCCCAGUGGGAACACUUGGACAGACUGUCAGCACAACCAAGCAAAUAUGAGACUGUAAACAAGAAGGGCCCAAAAUUAGCCUUAGGAGGAAGUGAUGCAAAGUUGGUGUUCAAGAAACGAGUGUACCGCCAUGUUCAUGACAUUCCAAAUGACCCAGUGGAAUACCAUCUCUUGUAUGCUGAAGCUGUCAACAAAGUUGUGAAGUUGGAUGAAUUCUCUGUGUCGGAGAAAGUUGCCUUGCAGUUGGCAGGUUUGCAGGCACAAGUGAUUUGGGGAGAGUUUGAGGAGGACAAACCAUUUAGAUACAGUGAAGCUGAGCAGUAUCUAACUGGUCGGAUACUUGCUUCUUCUGGUCGGAACUGGUCAAUGGAAGUUUCCAGAGCUCACAAGCAUUUUGGAAGUGGAAAGACUGAGCUUGCAGCAAAAGUAUGGUAUCUGACAUGUGUGAAACAGUUUCCCUUGUAUGGAUGUACAUUAUUUCCAAUUGUGCAUAGAGGACUGUGGUCUCAUACCAGUGAUGCUCUAUUGGCUGUGAACAUGGAUGGCAUCAAAUUUGUGAGAGCAAAAGACAAAUCUGUUAUAAAUGACUUUUUCUUCUCGGAUAUUGAAUCUGUAUCCAUGGAUCCCAAUGACAAUUACAUUACCUUGGAAUUGAGGAACCAGAUCCACACACAAAGUCCACAACAGACAUAUAUGUUUGAGACAAGCUACAAAGAAGAUGUUGGCCUAUUGAUUGCAAGCUACUCACCUUCUCAUGCAUCAUGGAUACGAAUGGACUUUGAGAGCAUGAAAAAGAUAAAGAUGACUGACGAAGAGAAGUUAAAAGUCUACGAGGAAAUAGUUAGAUGUCGUAGAGCUCUUUCUGAAUCACGCUUGCUUCAGCGUCCACUGCAAGACAGUAGCUCCAAUUUCUUAAGAAACACCCUUCGAAGAUUGACAAAGACAAAACUUGAAAGACUCCGCACAUAUGCAACGUCUUCAUCCGAGAGUGGCCAGUUUAAUGUUAACUACUGGUCAUACACCAAAAGUCCACUCCGUCAAGCCCUCUCAGUGAUCCAUGACCCUUCAGUGGAGGAAGUGGCAGUCAAAAUGUUCAACUCCAUUUUAGUCUAUGCAGGAAUUGAAGAUUCAAGUGCAGGUGAUUCACAUGACAACACUGGAAUGAUACAGAACCUUAUGCUGAAGUGCCUUGAGAAUGACCACCUGUGUAAUGAGUUCUAUAUGCAACUGAUCAAGCAAACAACAGAUCACCCUGAUCCUAACAGUCAAGUUAAUCGUAGAUGCUGGCAACUAAUGUGUGUGGCAGCUGGGGUGAUGGCUCCAGCUAAUACAAGAGUGCUGAAAUACUUGCAGGUGCAUCUGAAGAAGUGUUCUCUUGACACCACAACAGAAGAAGGCAAAUUUGCAAGAUUCUGCUUUAAGACUCUUUCAAGAACCUCGGAUGCAAAAAGAAGAACAUUCCCACCAUCUAAACAAGAAAUUCACUGCACAGUUCAGAGACGGCCUGUGACCGAGCAUAUGUACUUCCUGAAUGGUGAACAUCGUAUCAUCGAGUUUGAUUCUGCAGCAGUAUGUGGAGAGCUCACCAAAAUGAUAAAGGUGAAAAUUGGAAUGCGAUCAGAUGCUGAAGGGUUUGCUAUGUAUGAAGUAAUGAGUGGUUCAGAGAGAUGCAUGGCAGUGGAUGAAAGACUGUCUGACACACUGAGCAAGUGGGAAAGACUGUCACGAAGUGGAGCUGUCAAGGACCUGAAGCUUAUUUUCAAAAAACGGUUGUUUAUCAAGCCUUACAUUAACUCUGGGGACCCUGUGGAGUGCGAUCUUGUGUUUCACCAGCUGCUCGAAGAUGUGUUUGAAAAACGAAAACCUCUUUCCACUCAAGAUGCUGUUCACCUGUGUGCUUUAAAAGUUCAGUCGGAGAUCGAGGACAUGAGUGGAGAGAUUGAUUACAGCUCUGUGGUGAGAAUACUACCAAGGGAUUUGAGGAUGAUGAUAAGACUUGAAGAUAUCUCCACGACUCACAAAACUGUGCUGGAUAUGAGUCCCCAGAGUGCCGUCUUGUCCUUCAUUCAGGUCCUCAUGGCCUGGCAACUAUUUGGUGCAACAGUCUUCGAAGUUGGGCAAACAUAUACAUCUGUCCUUCCCAAAACUCUUCUGUUGGCUGUUGACCAAGGUGGAAUACAUCUUCUGGAGAGCAAGACCUUUAGAGUGCUCGCUGCCUACAGUUACUCAGAGAUCGUUCACUCGAGUCCUGCCAUCAAAAGCAUCAUGAUAGUCAUUGGUCAUGUUGCCAAGGGAACAAAGUUCAUGUUUAAUACAAACCAGGCAUCACAGAUAGCGCAUCUGAUGAAAGACUAUGUGGAUGAAUUACAAGUACAGGGUCUUCUGCUGCCAACAGAGGGCACACAACGCAUGUCAAGGCUUAUUGACAUGGAUGAGAUUGAACGAGAGAGAAACGGUUCACAAAACACUGUGAUUCUUGCACACAGACAGGAGUAGAUACCAAAAAUCCUUACAUGUACUGGUAUUAUGCAGUUUGGAUGGAUUUAAAACAGUAAAAUCCAGAUGAAGUCACCGAAAUACUUUCUAUCCUAUACUCAAUGCCAAAAGAAAUGCGAACCAUCGAAACAUAUAGGGAAAUAUGUACGUUAAGUAUGUGUUUCCAAUGUGUACCACUUAAUGACAAAACUAAGAAUCAGUCAAGUGUUACCACAGUGUCUUUAUUCUAAUCACGUUGUGCUGACGUUUUCCAGACUUUACACGCUAAUCCUGCAUGAGACAGUGAGUGAGUAUGGUUUUACGCCGCUUUUAGCAAUA
Molecule: messenger RNA, 7111 nt
Organism: Haliotis rufescens (red abalone)
Lineage: Eukaryota; Metazoa; Mollusca; Gastropoda; Lepetellida; Haliotidae
Product: unconventional myosin-VIIa-like
Exons: 42
Coding region: 131-6793 (2220 amino acids)
Biological process (GO): signal transduction
Cellular component (GO): myosin complex; cytoskeleton
Molecular function (GO): protein binding; ATP binding; cytoskeletal motor activity
Source: RefSeq, a predicted model, not a curated record